Molecule: messenger RNA, 860 nt
Organism: Anopheles coustani
Lineage: Eukaryota; Metazoa; Arthropoda; Insecta; Diptera; Culicidae
Product: lysozyme c-1-like
Exons: 3
Coding region: 110-550 (146 amino acids)
Molecular function (GO): lysozyme activity
Source: RefSeq, a predicted model, not a curated record
GGAAAGUUGGGGAGAGUUGCUUCCAGAACGUCCAUCGCGAAAGGUACGCAACAAUCAAAUUAGGGCUCAUCUUUACACGAGUUGAUUACGUGGAACGUUACAACAUACGAUGAAGCUCGGAGAAGGACUAGUGCUGGCCACUUUGGCUUGCCUGCUUCUCGCAGGAUCGAUCAACGCUAAAAUAUACACCAAAUGUGAGCUCGCCAAACAACUGACCGCGAACGGGAUCAGCCGGACGUACCAGGGCCAUUGGAUCUGCCUGGCGAACGCCGUCAGCGGGCUCGAUUCCACCAAAACGACGGAGCUCCCGAACCAGACGCACAACUAUGGAAUCUUCCAGAUUAACAGCAAAGAGUGGUGCCGCGUGGGCUACAAGGGAGGCAAGUGCAACGUCAAGUGUGAAGAUCUUGCUACCGAUAGCAUAACCACCGCCAUCCAGUGUUCGAAACUCAUCCAGCAGCAGAAGGGAUUCAACGAGUGGCAGCUAUGGCAAAAGAAAUGCAAGGGCAAAGAUCUACCGGACCUAUCGAACUGCAAUGCGGUUGGGUGAACACCCGUAACUACGUUUGUGAUAGUUCUUAAACCUCGGAAAUGCGUGGUGUUUUCAUUUGAAAACUUCGUAUAAGUAUCCUAGACACAAUUGGCAAGCGGAUCCUUAUUUAAUUUUGGAUACUCCUAGGAAGGAUGUAGUCAUGUAAUGGAAAUUCAUUCGUGUAUCGAUUGAUAUCGAUCCAGUUUGAAAAAUAAAUUAAACACGUUUACCAAUACCAUUAAACAUGGUCUCCCAGAAUCGGUGAUAUUGUAAGGUUACACAAAUGUUUGUUUUAUGAAUAAACUGUUAAACGAUAGUACAAUAAACA